This is a messenger RNA of Pterocles gutturalis (yellow-throated sandgrouse), 3471 nucleotides long. RefSeq names its product tuberous sclerosis 1 (gene TSC1). The coding region runs from base 1 to 3471 and encodes 1156 amino acids. The record is from RefSeq and is a predicted model, not a curated record. Gene Ontology annotation, biological process: negative regulation of TOR signaling; regulation of cell cycle; negative regulation of cell population proliferation. The transcript is spliced from 21 exons. Gene Ontology annotation, cellular component: TSC1-TSC2 complex. NCBI's taxonomy places the organism in Eukaryota, Metazoa, Chordata, Aves, Pterocliformes, Pteroclidae.
AUGGCACAGCAAGGAAAUGUUGGUGAGCUCCUCUCAAUGCUGGAUUCUCCAAUUCUGGGUGUCCUGGAAGAUGUAACAGCUGUGUUCAAAGAUAAUCUCAUCUGUGACCGUGGACCUAUGCUUGUGAACAACCUGGUGGACUAUUACUUGGAAACCAAUUCUCAGCAGGCGCUGCAUAUACUGUCCACACUGCAAGAGCCUCAUGACAAGCAUCUACUGGACAAAAUUAAUGAAUAUAUGGGCAAAGCUGCUACCCGUUUACCCACUCUCUCCCUGCUGGGACACGUGAUAAGACGACAACCAUCUUGGAAACAUAAGCUUUCUCAAGCACCUCUCCUGCUUUCAUUACUUAAAUGUCUCAAGACUGACACAGAUGUAGUAGUACUCACCACAGGUGUCCUAGUGCUAAUAACCAUGUUGCCAAUGAUUCCUCAGUCUGGCAAACAGUACCUUCAUGAUUUCUUUGGUAUCUUUGGGCGUCUCUCAGCCUGGUGCUUGCAGAAUCCAGGUCAUGUUGCAGAGAUUUAUCUUGUCCAUCUUCAUGCCAGCGUUUAUGCUCUCUUUCAUCGUCUUUAUGGAAUGUACCCUUGCAAUUUUGUCUCCUUUCUGCGUUCUCACUACAGUAUGAAGGAAAACUUGGAGACCUUUGAAGAGGUAGUCAAGCCAAUGAUGGAACAUGUGCGAAUUCAUCCAGAAUUAGUGACUGGAUCUAAGGACCAUGAACUGGACCCACGAAGGUGGAAAAGACUAGAAACUCAUGAUGUUGUGAUAGAAUGUGCCAAAAUCUCCCUGGACCCUGCAGAAGCCUCGUAUGAAGAUGGCUAUUACUCUGUGUCUCGGAAACUCUGCGCAAGCUUAAAACAUCAUCAAACUGACCCCAGUGCCAGCUGUUACAUUGACACACAGAGCAGCUAUGGGACUUCUACCCCGUAUUCCACUCCUCGGCUAACACUAUCGCAAAUGCCAGGGCAGCUACCUCAGAUUCUGAGCCCACAGUCAAUACGGCUGUCAACUGAGCCACAGCAGGUUACGAUCUGGAGUCCUUCUGCAGUUUGUGGUAUGACCACUCCACCAACCUCCCCUGGAAUUGUCCCAUCAGAGUCAUCCCAGUCUGCAUCACAACCUUACAGCAAGGCUUUUGGCACAUCUGCAGGGGGGAAAGGAACACCUUUGGGAACACCAGCCACAUCUCCUCCACCCUGCACUUCAGAUGAGUUUGUGCAUGUUUCACUCCCUUCAGCUGCUGCCACGCCUCCUAAAAAGGAGGACAAACCAGAUUCUGGGAGGCCUUUACUGUACCGACAGCAAAAUGUCCUAAACAGCGAUAAAUCAUUGGACACACCCGGUAGUAAAAGUUCAGUAACCUUAAGUGAUCUUCCAGAGUUUUUAGGUGGUUUGUCUUUUGAAGAUAGUGCUGAAAAGGACAGAGAAGAAGAUGCGAUAUCUAAAGAGAUCUCCGAGAUCACAAACGAUGCUGAACACAUGGUGCCUAGAGGAGGAUUUGACUCUCCAUUUUACCGCACAAAUGAAAGUCUGUCAAGCUCUCAAAAGAAGACCCAUUCAGUAGUCUCUAGUGUUCAGGGACACAGUCAGACCUGUGAACCUUUAACAACUUCUCUGGACAAGCCUGGGCCUGACAAUGCACAGGAAACGCCCAAACAAACAUUUACUCCCAUAGACAAGCCUUGGGUAGGCUCUGGUGAAAGCCCUGCUGGUAACAGGGAAGGAACGUCUGGAGGGACGAGUAUUCUCACUCCCAGCCCUUGCAAAGUACCAGCACAAAGAAGAGUGGUGUUUGAGAGCGGGCAGCCUCCCCUGUAUGAGCACCUUUUUGAGGUUGCGUUACCAAAGACUGCCUACCUCUUUGUUGGCAAGAAGACUGAGGAGCUGCUAAAGAAAGCCAAGGGAACCCAGGAUGAUGACUGCAUGUCCUCUACGUCUCCCGUGGAAGUACUGGACAGACUGAUACAACAAGGAGCAGAUGCACACACUAAGGAGCUGAACAAAUUGUCUCUGCCAAGCAAAUCUGCUGACUGGACUCAUUUUGGAGGUUCUCCCCCUUCGGAUGAGAUUCACACCCUGCGUAACCAAUUGCUUUUGCUGCACAACCAGUUACUGUAUGAACGCUUCAAAAGACAGCAACAUGCCCUUAGGAACCGCCGUCUUUUGCGAAAAGUGAUUAAAGCAACAGCACUGGAGGAACAUAACGCUGCCAUGAAAGAUCAGCUGAAACUACAGGAAAAAGAAAUCCAGGCCUUGAAACUGAGUUUGCAGAAAGAACAGGCAAGGUACCACCAGUUUCAGGAGGAACAUGAAAAUAUAGUGGCUCAGCUUCACAGCCAGAUCAGACAGCUGCAACACGACCGGGAGGAAUUCUACAACCAGAGCCAGGAAUUGCAAACCAAGCUGGAAGACUGCCGGAAUAUGAUUACAGAUCUGAGGUUAGAAUUAAAGAAGGCUAACAACAAGGUGUGUCACACUGAAUUGCUUCUUAGCCAGGUUUCUCAAAAGCUUUCCAACAGUGAAUCAGUGCAACAGCAGAUGGAGUUCUUGAACAGGCAACUUCUGGUUCUUGGAGAGGUCAAUGAGUUGUACCUGGAGCAGCUGCAGCACAAGCACACAGACACUACAAAGGAGGUUGAAAUGUUGCAAGCUGCUUUUCGGAAAGAACUGGAGAAAGCAAAGUCGUGUGUUCUACAGCAAAGCCAAAGGCUUGAUGCUUCCCAGAAACGGAUAGCUGAACUGGAAUCUCAGCUUGCUAAAAAGGACCACCUCUUCCUGGAGCAAAAGAAAUACCUGGAAGAUGUCAAAAUCCAAGCAAGAGGUCAGCUGCAAGCAGUAGAAAGUAGGUACAAGGCCCAGAAAAGAAUCACACAGGCAUUUGAGCUGGAAAUCUUGGAUUUAUUUGGCCGGCUGGAGAAGAGCAGCCUACUGAAAAAACUUCAAGAUGAAAAAACAGAAGCAGCUGAAGCAGCAGAAGAAAGGCUGGAUUGUGGUAAUGAAGAUACUGUGGCAGGACGCAGCGAGGAAAUGAUUGGUAGAAAUGGAGAGACCAAACCUCCCAGCACUCGAGGUAGUAGUAGCAGUAAGGGUGGCAGCAGCAGUGAGCUCUCCACCCCAGAAAAACCCCAGAACCAGAGAUUCAGCAGUCGCUGGGAGAAAUCCAUGUUGCAGGAGCCCUCGAGUACUGUCCCCCUGACUGUAGGUUCACUCCCCAGCUCCAAGAGCUUCCUUGGAAUGAAGGCACGAGAAUUAUUUCGCAACAAAAGUGAGAGCCAGUGUGAUGAGGAGGGUGUAACCAUCAACAGGCUUUCUGAUGCUCUAAAGACUGAACUAUGUAAAGAUCCAAACAUGGAGACAAAGGCCCCUUCAAGCCCCGAUAACCUUAGUCUCUCGCCUAAGAUCCAGGAAAGCAGUGUUGGACAGCUUCAUAUCAUGGACUACAAUGAAACUCAUCAUGACCACAGUUAA